Marasmius oreades (fairy-ring Marasmius) is the source of this 2593-nucleotide messenger RNA. RefSeq lists its product as uncharacterized. Lineage: Eukaryota; Fungi; Basidiomycota; Agaricomycetes; Agaricales; Marasmiaceae. Gene Ontology annotation, biological process: GPI anchor biosynthetic process. The transcript has 12 exons. Gene Ontology annotation, cellular component: endoplasmic reticulum. The coding region runs from base 6 to 806 and encodes 266 amino acids. Gene Ontology annotation, molecular function: N-acetylglucosaminylphosphatidylinositol deacetylase activity. The record is from RefSeq and is a predicted model, not a curated record.
CCUGGAUGGCCCUCCCACGUUUCGCCAUCCAGAGUUUCCUGCUCUCCAUCAUUGCAGCUAUUCUCUACCGCUCUGCAAGCACACAUUCCGCGUUUUAUGACGAUUCAAAGCGGAAACAUAUCCUCUUAUUAACUGCCCAUCCAGACGACGAAUGCCUAUUCUUCUCUCCGACCCUUCUUGCGCUACGUGAUGCAGCUGAGAUAUUUUCGAUGUGUGUUUCGACCGGGAGCUCGGAUGGGCUGGGGCCUAUUCGAGAGGAAGAAUUACACAAGAGUCUGGAUGUUCUUGGGGUAGAACCAUCCCACAGGUCGAUAUUGGACCACCCGGACUUACGGGAUAACAUUACCAUCUACUGGGACUCGGAGUUGCUUUCGAAUGUGGUCAAACCUUUCGUGGUGAACAACGAUAUAGAUAUCAUUCUCACUUUCGACGACCAAGGUAUAUCUGGUCAUCCUAACCACAAGUCUCUCCCGAACGCAAUGAGGCACAUGCUCCAUACUUUCACGGACUCUGAAGGUCCUCCGAGAAUCUUCAGCCUCGUAACCGUACCUCUCCCAAUCAAAUACGUCGGCAUCCUUUCUCCAAUUCUCGCGAAGAUUUACAUAUUUGGUGCUGAAGGACUAGGUGUAGGUGUAGUCAACGGUGUAUCACUACCCCAAGUCACCUUCGUUGCCGGGAUAGAUGAAUAUGUAACCGCGCUUCGUGCAAUGAGGCAGCAUUGGAGUCAGUUGGUCUGGUUUAGAUGGUUGAAUGUGAUGUUCUCGAGAUAUAUAUGGGUCAACGAAUGGGUGGAGGUUCUUCCAUAAAGUAUGGUGUUGCCACUAUCGCAAUCGCUUGUAAUUUAUCUUCCCAUCGUAGUACUAGUCGACAAUCCUAGAUUUUGUACCCAGCCCCUGAGCCAACCAACCCCGAGGCCUUCUUUACGUCUUUUCCUAAGUGACCGUCCGAACCGAGAAGAUAUCGGUGUAAAAUAGAACGCGAGGAUCGUUCUACGUACAUGAGGUUUGCAGUUUCGUGUCUCAUAAAAUAUUACAGACGUACAGUAGCGUUCCCUGCACCAGCGGGCUCAGGACUUGGUCCCUAACAGUCACCCAGAAGACAUGUCCCCAUUCUAUCUCGAUGACUUCCAAGGUGCCUGUUUUGUGUUCUUCUCCGUUUCGAUCUGAGUGACGGGUGAAACGGACAAAGGGUUGUAACUUUUUCAAAUAACUUUGUUCGAAACGGAGGUCAGGUAUAGGAGGCAUUCGGGGACGGUGACGAUGAGAAUUAUGAUGAUCUACAUGAGCAGCAACACUGCGGGGGAUAUGUGUCUGCAUGUUAUGGGAGGAAUUGUGUAUUGAUUGUGUUGCUGUAGGUUACGAGGCUGUUCGGGUGACCGGUGACUUGUGAUUCUCGCGUCACAUACAGGAAGCGUCCUGCUCAUCGACAUCCACCACCUUUAAUUUCUUAAUCCAUCGAUGAGUCUCAUCUCCAUCAUGAUCAUGAUGUAAAGAUGUGAUCACAAUUCUGGCUAUCUCAAUCCACCCGAACUGAGUUCCCUCUCACUUAGAACUUGGGAAGACCACGCACUUUUCCGCACUUUCUUAAUCAAAUUUCCACCCUCACUGGAGGUCCGCUUCUCGAAAUCCUGGGGAUUGGAACACUUUCUUUUUGGUUCAAACAUGGACUAACGAAGAUCUCUGGAAGUGUGAUAUUGAGCACAGGAACAUUCGUAAACAGAUAUGGAUUUGAAAAAGGGAUCUUUUAGCCCUUGCUUACAUGACUCGAACGCAUAUUUGGUAGCCUUGAUCACAACCAGUCAUCUCACUACUCGUUUUCAAUCUACGGCCAUGAGUUAAAUCGUGAACUUGGCGGUAUACGCAGCCACUUUACAGUGAUCAUCAUCCCGAUUAUAGGUAUCUACGGACUUAGUCCAGGGAAACGAGAACUAGUUUUGUGACUUGAUUUCCGUUUCUGUCAAAAGAUGACAGUUGGUCUGAUUGUCACCACUACCUAUGUACAUCAGGUGGCUAUCAUCAGGCGGUAUAUAUACAAGUGGGUAUCAGGUCCGUUUUUUUCCUCAACUUCUCCUCUUCUUUCACCCUCCGCGAGGGUGACCCAACCAGUUGGCAUAUAUUAUCCACGUCUGUCAGUGAAGGAUGGAUUCUGCCCUUCACACUAAUGACAUUUAUGUUCAGGCAGUUUACGAGCAUCAGGUUCAUCAAAUAUUACAGAUCUUGCCAGCUACUUUCUUAUACUGGGACCAUUUGAUUACACUUGGGUCAGAAAUUCGAUACGUGUGGUCACAUGCAAAAUCACGAAGCAGCUACCUCUUCUUGUUUCUUCGCUAUUUUGGGAUGCUUUCCAACAUCACGGUUCUUGUACUGGGAUCAUAUCCUCUGAGCCAUGAAGUUUGUAAACGUUACAGUCUUUACCGGCAAAUACUACUUGUAAUAACACAGACGGUCGUCUGCAUCCUCUUGACGUUACGAAUAUAUGCUAUCUUCAGUUGCGACAAACGCAUCUUGAAAAUUCUCUGUGGAAGUGCUGCUGCUGUACUGGGUAUGGCCGCCCGUGUACUUUACAUUCUAAUCUAGUCCUUAUGUGUCCUGUU